This is a messenger RNA of Ictalurus punctatus (channel catfish), 1495 nucleotides long. It is a transcript of the gene taf11, whose product is annotated as TAF11 RNA polymerase II, TATA box binding protein (TBP)-associated factor. Gene Ontology annotation, molecular function: transcription coactivator activity; protein heterodimerization activity. The coding region runs from base 174 to 797 and encodes 207 amino acids. Gene Ontology annotation, biological process: transcription initiation at RNA polymerase II promoter; RNA polymerase II preinitiation complex assembly. Lineage: Eukaryota; Metazoa; Chordata; Actinopteri; Siluriformes; Ictaluridae. The transcript has 6 exons. The record is from RefSeq and is a predicted model, not a curated record. Gene Ontology annotation, cellular component: nucleus; transcription factor TFIID complex.
UUUAGCCUGCCGGUCAUUCAUGUAGCUUUUUGUGUUGUUAUAAACAUUCUAUUAUAUUAAUUAUAUAUCUUUAAAAAAAAAAAAACAAUUACAGAGUAAUAAGUUUGCGGUUUUGUUUAUGCGAAACUCGGAAUAUUAUUAUUUUUUUUCAUUUUGAACGCCCGGCGUGUGUCAUGGCCGACCCGGCGCGCGUGAAAAACGAACCAGGAAUUGACGUCGCGACCGCAGAGCAUGUUCGGCAGGAUAAAAACGCAGGUGAGGGUUCAAGCGGAGGAACCGCGGCUUCGGAGACGACAACGGAUCAGACCAAUGUGAAACAGGAGGACAAAGUGGGCGUGGCCAAGGAAGUGUCGGGAGGAGACGAGGACGACGAAGGACACUCGAGCGCUCAUCCUCCGGCUGCGAAAAAACCGAAAGUGGAGCCGGAGAAGAAGAAGGAGAAGAGACACAAAGUGGACGAAGACGAGAUCCAGAAGAUGCAAGUGUUGGUGUCUUCGUUCUCAGAGGAGCAGCUGAACCGGUACGAGAUGUACAGACGCUCGGCUUUCCCUAAAGCAGCCAUUAAAAGGCUUAUUCAGUCCAUCACGGGAUCUUCUGUGUCUCAGAACGUCGUCAUCGCCAUGUCCGGCAUCUCGAAAGUGUUCGCCGGGGAGAUUGUUGAAGAAGCUCUGGAUGUGUGUGAGAAGUGGGGAGACACUCCUCCUCUGCAGCCCAAACACAUGAGGGAGGCGGUGAGGAGGCUGAAGACCCGGGACCAGAUCCCCAACACCAAACACAAACGCAUCCUCUUCAACUAAACACAGCCAUUUGUAAUAUUUAGCGCCCUCAUCUGGCCCUGAGGUGAACUGUUCUCAAAUGAAAACACUCACUGGUGAAUCUGGGUGCUUUGGGAGUUGGCGUUUUGUUUUGUUUUUAAAGAAAAGGAGUAGAAUUGAGCAGACUGGGACUGGCCUCAUUUCAGGGCCAGAAAAAAAUGUAAGCAGAAGUCUGAGAUGAAGAAACUAGCAUGCAUGUUCUCCUCCAUGGAAAUAUUGCAAAUCGUUGCUUUUCUAAGAUAUCUUUAAAUGUUGUAUGAUAAUUAGAGGUCUUGAAACACUUUGAAAUGUUACAAACUGCACCUUUAACAUUUUGGCUAUCGCCUCACGCCAAUGCUGCAUAGUUAACGAGUGAGCGGAGUCAUGUCAUGCUAACUAGCUAGCAUGCUCAUUGGAUUUUAGCCAGCAGAGUCAGCCCUGAUCUAACAUACUUUACUAAACAAAUGGAACAGCUCUUAGGAUAGCUAAUGGGACUAAAUCAAGGGAAUUGGACAGAGAGUAUUGGAUCACGUCCCUACACACCUGCUGGCAUUGAACGUCUCAUUCAGAAUAUACAGGUGUGUAAAGAGAUUUUAAGAUUGGUAGAAUUUAGUGUUGCUUUUCCCUGUACAUACUGCUUCAGCUUCAAUCCUUGUGUUCAAUGCAUUUUAGUUUAAAUAAACAGUGUAUGUGUUUGUAAA